CCCUUACAUUAUCUGCGAACAGAAAAAGCUCAAAUCACCAACUGUAUCCUCCCAUAACGAAGGAAAAGCGGUCGAGCCUCGAGAGGAAAGAACCAGCUCCGUUACUCUGCAGCGAUGGCCUAUGCGGUGUUGAAGCGAUCGGCGAUGAUGAAAUCGGUGGCCGGAAGUCUACGGAUCGCGGCGUCGCGAGCCUUCGCGUCGGUCUCAGUGGGCAGCGAUCUGGUCUCGGCCGCAAAGGAUGUUUCUCUCCAGAAGGCUCGCACGUGGGACGAAGGCGUCGAGUCCAAGUUCUCCACAACUCCUCUGAAAGACAUCUUCAAAGACAAGAAAGUCGUCAUCUUUGGCCUACCUGGUGCAUUUACAGGCGUUUGUUCAGCCCAACACGUGCCUAGUUACAAGAAGAACGUUGAUAACUUCAAGAGCAAAGGGGUUGAUCAUGUAAUAUGUGUCGCUGUUAAUGAUCCAUAUGUUAUGAAUGGUUGGGCCGAGAAACUUCAGGCCAAAGAUGCUGUAAGUUAUAUUAUACCCUUCGUCAUCUUUUCUCGUUCAGAACAUACAGCUUCAAUGUGUUCGUUCAUUAUCUCAUUUUCUUUUUCCUUAUUGGGAUGUUCAAACGAUUAUGGAUCUCAAUACUAUUACCUGAUUUUCUGGAUUGGAAAAUGUUAAAUGUAUUCUGUUUUG
This is a messenger RNA of Diospyros lotus (date-plum), 681 nucleotides long. RefSeq names its product peroxiredoxin-2F, mitochondrial. The record is from RefSeq and is a predicted model, not a curated record. The coding region runs from base 115 to 666 and encodes 183 amino acids. Gene Ontology annotation, molecular function: thioredoxin peroxidase activity. NCBI's taxonomy places the organism in Eukaryota, Viridiplantae, Streptophyta, Magnoliopsida, Ericales, Ebenaceae. Gene Ontology annotation, biological process: hydrogen peroxide catabolic process; cell redox homeostasis; cellular response to oxidative stress. Gene Ontology annotation, cellular component: cytoplasm; mitochondrion. The transcript is spliced from 3 exons.